This is a messenger RNA of Zea mays, 2052 nucleotides long. RefSeq lists its product as uncharacterized. NCBI's taxonomy places the organism in Eukaryota, Viridiplantae, Streptophyta, Magnoliopsida, Poales, Poaceae. Gene Ontology annotation, molecular function: ubiquitin conjugating enzyme activity. The transcript is spliced from 8 exons. The coding region runs from base 189 to 1712 and encodes 507 amino acids. The record is from RefSeq and is marked validated.
CCUUCUUUCCUCUACGAAAAAACCAUUUUUUCAGUAUAAAAUUUCGUUUUUCUCCUCUCAGUCUCCGACGCCGCCGCACUCAUCCCCCCAGACGACCACCCUCCUCCUCCUCCCCCACCCACCUCGCCGGAACCCUAGCGCCGACCGCCUGCCGUGCCCAUCGACGGCGAUCGCAUUGCUGCGCCCCGAUGGCGACCCGCGCCUCCAAGAAUUGCCUCUGCGCGGGCAGCUCUUCGUUCGAUGACCCCGACGUGGUCGAGGUGUCUCCGGCAACCGCCGCGGCUGCAGGGUGGGCCUCCGGCCACCACAAGAGGAAGCGGAGCCAGGUUGUACCGCAAGAAGUGAUUGAAAUCGAUGAUGAUGAUCCUGAUGGAGUCAUACUUAUUGGUGAUAAAGCACAGGUGGAAAAGAAUAAGCAAACUGCUGUAUGUCCCAUGGAUUGCUCAAAGCAUGCCAAGAGUGGUUGGGUUCAGGACAUCCCUGGUCCAAGCACAUAUGCUUCAAAAUAUACCAGUUCCUGGGUUGACCUGAAAGUGUUUCAAGACGAGGCAGUUUACAACUAUUCUGAUGGCUACCCCUUUGAUGGAUUUGAAGAAGACUAUGCUUAUGAUGAAGAUGAGUUUGAGGAUGAUGGUUAUGACACUCCACUCAUUGAAAGUGAGUUUCAAUUUAGUUUGUCUGCCAAGUUUGAUAACUUCAAUGUUCUACAUGGUCUGGAGGCUUCUUUACCGUGGAAGCAUAAGACUGCUAUUGAGAUUGCAAAUAAGACCAAACCUAGUAAGGCUGUAGAUGAUAAAAUCGAAGAAAAAUACAAGGCCUUCAAACGAUUUGAUACUGUUGAUGAUCAUAGUGAUCAUUAUUAUUCAAAGCCAGAAUCAAGAAAGGUUCAGGCGGUAAAAAAGCCAUCAAAAGACUGGGUCAAACGUAUUCAGCAUGAGUGGAAAGUCUUAGAGAAAGAUUUGCCAGAAACUAUAUUUGUGAGGGCAUAUGAGGAUAGAAUGGACCUGCUUAGAGCUGUCAUUAUGGGACCAGCUGGUACUCCUUACCAUGACGGGCUCUUCUUCUUUGACAUUUACUUCCCUCCUCAGUAUCCAAAUAUACCACCGAUGGUGAAUUACCGUGCUGGUGGUUUGCGGCUUAAUCCAAACUUGUAUGCUUGCGGGAAGGUGUGCCUUAGCCUCCUAAACACGUGGACUGGCAGUGGAUGUGAGAAGUGGAACCCGGCCAAUUCAACUAUGCUGCAGGUCCUGGUCUCUAUUCAAGCUUUGGUUUUGAAUGCAAAGCCUUAUUUCAAUGAGCCUGGCUACGCUAUGCAUGCUAACACAGCCCACGGGGAGAAGAAAUCCCUGACAUAUAAUGAAGACACGUUCCUGCACUCCUGCAGGACGAUGCUGUAUUCUCUUCGAAAUCCACCAAAGAAUUUCGAGGAUUUUGUUGCUGGCCAUUUCCGCAAGUAUGGGCGCAACAUCCUCGUGGCUUGCAGAGCCUACCUGGAGGGUGCCCAGGUUGGAUGCCUUUCUGGUGACGGAGUGCAAGACGUCGACGAAGGCGACAAGAGCUGCUCGGUGAGGUUCAAGCAGUCACUGAAGAGGCUUCACGAGGAACUUCUGGCGGAGUUCACCGCGAAGGGCGCGGACUGUGGCAAGUUCCUCAGCGAGAAGGCAAGGUCCGGAGCUUCCACAUCGGCAGCGGACACCACGUUGAGGCUGUAAGGCGGAGUCGGGCUUGCUGUUGGAAAUAAACCUGCCAUUCAAGCUAUCCUCGGUCGAUGGGGAGUUGGGCCACACCGAUGCAACACAACACAGCAAGUUUGAUGCCUGAGCUGCCGAUCGUCUAACUGCUUUCUGUAGGUAGUCUAUGUAUAUAUCCCUGUCUAGAUCUUCUGGUAAAGACAUAAGCGAGACAUAUUGGGCGUUUAGGGACACCAUUAUACCGUAGGUAUUUACGUGUUUAUAACUGCUGGCCGCAGCCCCGGCAGCUGUGUCGGGCUGUGACCUCGUCCUCAGCUUCAGCUUGUGCUGAUAUGAUUGGGACCACCCACCAUUUGGAUAU